ACGUCUAUAAUCCCCCAAAUUCUACCACAAUUCUCUCUCCUCUCUUUCAUUUUCUUCGAUCCUUUCCAAAACACCGUGACAUUAUUCUUGGCGGAGACUUCAAUGCCCCAAAUACCAUCUGGGGUUACCCAAACACUCUGCGCCCUGGCCGCCUUCUUCACGCACACACUAUGCAGCACUCAUAUACACUCAUCAAUACACCAGACACACCCACACGAGACGGAAACGCAAAACAACGUCAUACAACGCCUGACCUCACCUUUCACCAUGGCCACAAUCCUCCAGAGACUUGGCAAGUCCUUCCGGACACCCUCCUAUCCGACCAUCACAUAAUUGAAAUUAAACUGACACUCACUCACAAACCCAAAAAACGCAUCACCCAGACCAACUGGCACCUCUUUCGUCGCCUGCGAGUCCAGGAGUCAACUCCCAACUAUGAUGUGUGGGUGGACUCGCUACGGCGAACGCGGUCGCAGACCACCACCACUACAGAAGCUAACCCCCCGUCGGACCACGCUGACCCACACCUCAUGCGUCUCUGGAGACGCCGUAAACGCCUCCUUAGUCGCAUCCGCACCCAACCUAACAACAUCCAGCUUAGACAUACAUUAGACAUACUCAACACUGACAUACUAACUCACUGCUCCAUCCUUGAGACAACAAAUUGGAAUCGCAUAUGCGAUUCUAUCAACUCUUCCCUCCACACUAAAUCAGCCUGGUUGAUCCUCCGGUCCCUCCUUGGCCCUCAACCUGCUCCUCUCCCCACAAUCCAAAAGCAUCUCUCCGAGCAUGGUGCUACUUCCCUCCUUCAACAGGUCACGGAUAUAUACAUCCCUCCUCCACUUCCUUCCCUGUACCCUGAGUACACAGGGCCUUCCAAUAGCGGUUUGGACAGCCCCUUCACUCUGCCGGACCUAGAACGAGCUUUGGCUCAAAACAAAACUGGUACCACUCCGGGUGCGGACCACAUCACUUACUCUCUGUUGAAGAACAUGCCUGAUUCGGAUAAAGAAUUUCUUUUAAACAAAAUAAAUGAACACUGGGCCAACGGCACUCUUCCCGAUGAAUGGACCUCUUCCAUCAUUACUCUAAUACCAAAGCCCGGCAAGCCCGCCAUACUCUCCAACCUGCGACCCAUUUCACUUACUUCCUGUGUCGGGAAAACCAUGGAACGCAUGGUACUCGCACGUCUUACGGAUCUUCUCGACGAUACUCACUUCCUUCCGCACAAUCAGAUUGGUUUCCGCCCCUACAUGUCUACUCAAGACCUCUUUCUCCUUCUUCAGGAAACUUUCUUUCAACCUUCGAGGUGUCAAGUUCACGCACUUGUCACUGUGGACGUGCGCAAGGCCUUCGAUACCUUACUUCAUGACGCUAUCCUCUCCCCCCUCGAAGACACCGGCUGUGGAUCCCGACUCUACUGUUACGUUUCUUCUUUUCUCCGCUCUCGACAAGCUCAGUUCCGACUCGGGACCACGUUGUCCCCGCCCAUCGCGCUCACCCGCGGAACACCUCAAGGUGCUGUGCUCUCUCCAACCCUCUUUAAUCUCGGGCUAGCCCCUCUCGCAAAAUCCUUGUCGGAGAUUCCGCACCUACAGUCAAUUCUCUAUGCUGAUGAUAUAACCUUUUGGUGUACUCACGGCUCACCGGGGGAGGUGGAAUUCACAUUACAAUCCGGCCUCAACCUCAUUUCCGAAUUCCUUUCCCGCUCUGGUAUGCAAGCAGCUCCAGAGAAAUCUGAGCUGCUGCUCCUUUCCGCUACAAAGUACCAACGGUCUGUAAACCCCCUCCUUAAUCUCACUCUCGCCGGUACUCCCAUCCCCCGCACGUCAUCCUGCCGGGUUUUAGGCUUUCCCCUCCAAGACCACUCUUUCAGCCGCGCAAUACAGUCCACGAUCACCACCUGCCACCAAGUAACUCACUCAGUCCGACGAGUGGUCAGGCGGCGCGGCGGUCUCGACGAAUGCAGAGCCAAUCAACUUGUAACAGCUUUUGCCUUGAACAAAAUCCUUUAUUCCCUGCCAUACUGCACACUUACGCAGACGCAAAUGCAUCGCAUUCAAUCGGCUUUAAACACUCUCUAUAAAGCUGCCCUACAUGUUCCGACACACGCAUCCACAGCCAAACUCUACGCAACAGGCUUAUUUCUUCCCCUUGCAGAGCUCUUGUGCCUCCAUAGGGAUCGACAACUUGGCCGCCUAUCCAGCUCUGCGCAGGGUCAUUGGCUACUGCAGCGGGCUGGCAUCCGGCCCAUUGACUUUCCUCUGUACACUCCUCAACGACCUCUUCCCAGCAAUCUCCGCUGUGCCCCUAUUCCCUCUAAUAUGACCCCACAUCUUCAUGAGGGACGUCGACAAGCCCGCGCUCACUUCCACGACCCUUUUCCACCGGACACUGUCACAUGCUACGUCGACGCAGCGUAUUACCAAACUCAUGGCUCCACUGCUUGUGUGACAAUGCCGACCCCCCUUGGCAUUCCCAUCACUUCCACCGCUGGCCCCUUCUCACUUCCUACUUCUUCUCUAUCCCUUGAAUUGGCCGCGAUCGUUCACGCAACGCACGAACUAACCCUUCUUCCUCCCUCUCCUCGGUAUCGCAUUUGCUCGGACUCCAUGGCGGCAAUCAGGGCUCUUCGCGACAACAGACUUCCCGAUAAUCUUCAUGACGACCUUUCUGACGCUCUCUCCCUUCUCUCCCCUGCUUUGGUCACUGUGGUGUGGGUGCCAGGUCAUGCGGGGAUUAUCGGCAAUAAGCUCGCUCAUGAGCUUGCCCGCGAGAUUAAUAGCCGGGCGCCGACGAUCCCCUGGCCUUGCCCGCCCAUAGCGGACGAGGCACACUUUUAUAAGAAAACUCUGAAGCAGCACUACAAACACCUCCGGCAUUCAUUGCAGACGCUUCCGCCACCACACCCUCGUCUCUCCACUGCCCAAGUACGCACCCUCAGGGCCAUCCAGCUCAACACCUUGAUCACUCCAGCACGCCUAUACCUUUAUCGUUACCGCUCAGACCCCUCAUGUCCCAACUGCCCCUCUACGUACGCAAAUGUAGAGCACAUCCUUUUCUCUUGCCCCGCAGCCCUACAAUCCCCUCACUACCCUAACCCCCCACCUCCCCACUGGCGGGUGUGGUUGGCGUCGGCGACCUUCGCCGACCAGCUGGCCAUGGUCCUCCUGGCG
Molecule: messenger RNA, 3176 nt
Organism: Dermacentor silvarum
Lineage: Eukaryota; Metazoa; Arthropoda; Arachnida; Ixodida; Ixodidae
Exons: 1
Molecular function (GO): RNA-DNA hybrid ribonuclease activity; nucleic acid binding
Source: RefSeq, a predicted model, not a curated record